Molecule: messenger RNA, 201 nt
Organism: Penicillium vulpinum
Lineage: Eukaryota; Fungi; Ascomycota; Eurotiomycetes; Eurotiales; Aspergillaceae
Exons: 1
Coding region: 1-201 (66 amino acids)
Source: RefSeq, a predicted model, not a curated record
AUGAGAGAAGUUCAGUCCUCUGAGAUCUUCGAUGAUACUGAUACUGUCUGGACAAGUCAGGGGUUGGAUAGCCCUCAGCCCCGCAUCCUUCUCAAACCCCCUAGAUCUGGGGUUGAAAGCAUGAUUGGCGGGGAGAUAUGCACCAACUUCAUUGAUCGUCGUCGAAAGGUCAAGAUCGAGAACCGGUAUAUACACCGUUGA